GUCGAGUGUUCUCAUGCUGUCGUAAGUAUAAAUCUCACUGUGCAUAUCUCCUCGUGGGCAAAACUAUCCCAAGCUUAAGUGCCACAGUAGCCCUCGGCGUUGCAGCUACAGUACCACUCCCACCUACCAUCUCACGAUGUAUUCAAUCAGUCGCAAUGUGAAACAUGCAUCAUCACUGAAGUCUCUCAGUGCUAUUUCGUCACGUGGUGUUGCGAAUGCACGAGAUAACUUCAAGUAUUUAGUGGGCACAUACGUCCGCCCAGAUAUUGAGUUCACUCAUGGAGAGGGGGUGCAUCUCUAUGACAGUGAUGGUCGCGAGUAUCUAGACUUCGCUGCGGGGAUCGCCGUAAACGCUUUGGGACACAGUCACCCGGCAUGGGUGAAGACUGUGAAUGAGUACUCCAGCAAGCUCGUACACGUCUCCAAUCUGUUCCACACACAACCCGCCGCCCAACUGGCGAAGAGUCUGGUGGAGCAUUCGUUUGCGGACAAAGUGUUUUUCUGCAACAGCGGCACAGAGGCAAACGAAGCGGCUAUCAAGUUCGCUAGGAAAUGGGCUCAUGUCAACUACCCAAACCACCAAAAGAACAAAGUAGUGUCAUUUUCAGGCGGCUUUCACGGCCGUACCAUGGGGGCGCUAUCCAUCACACCCAAUCCCAACUACCAGGACGCAUUCAGGCCAUUGAUCGGCAAUGUGCACACAGCCGAUUUCAACAACACAGAGACGCUCUCACAGCACAUUGACAGUCAGACGUGUGCGGCUGUCGUUGAGCCCAUUCAGGGCGAGAGUGGGGUCACACCCGCCAGAGACGAGUUCCUGGUUGCAUUGAGGAAGAUAUGCGAUGAGAAGAAUGUGCUGCUGGUGUUUGACGAGGUGCAGUGUGGCCUGGGUCGUACCGGCCGACUGUGGGGUCAUGAGAGUGACACCAUUGACGUGAAACCUGACAUCAUGACACUUGCCAAGCCCUUGGCUGGAGGACUUCCCAUUGGUGCUGUGCUGGUCACAGACGCUGUGUCGAGUACCAUCAAGCCAGGAGAUCACGGGUCAACCUUCAGUGGCGGUCCCUUAGUCUGUGCGGCAGCACAGACCACCUUCGAUAUCAUCAACUCAGACACCUUCUUAUCCAACGUGCGCGCAAAUGGCGAGUACCUUGUCAACGGCCUAGAGAGUCUGCGUGCCAAGUACCCUGACCUAGUAUCUCAGGUUAGAGGAAGGGGUUUGAUGAUGGGCAUGGUUUUGACCUGCCCGGUGGCGGAUGUGGUGACGAAAGCUCGAGGGAAUGGGGUUCUCGUGAUAUCCGCUGGCCCGAAUGUGCUGCGAAUGCUGCCACCGUUAAUUGUGGAGAAGAAACACAUCGACCACGCACUUGAAGUGAUUGACAAUGCCUUGGCUGCUCAGGGUGGGAUUUCAUGAUGGACCCUUUCUCCCUCACUUUCACUCAACACACACACACAGGAUCUCUCGGGGGCCUACAAAUGGGGAAAAAGCGUUCCGGACAGAUUUCAAGUUCAAUAAAAGAAAUAGGGACUCUACAGCUACGCUUUCGGUGAUAAAUACUACACUUAAGCAAAUGCAGAAUUUACGAAGGGACAUGCGCAACUACUACCAGGUUAGUUCAUUCUGGCCUAGAGACGUAUGUAUACAAAACUCCACAGCGCUAAUGAAUAAUUGCGCAAUAGAAUACAUCACGGAAGACUACGCGCAGUUGCGAUCGCCAAAGUAGAACUAUUGACUCUUCGGCCAUUCAAUAGUGGAUACUACUAAUAAGAGAUAUGUAAU
This is a messenger RNA of Sphaeroforma arctica JP610, 1780 nucleotides long. RefSeq lists its product as hypothetical. The transcript has 10 exons. Gene Ontology annotation, molecular function: identical protein binding; pyridoxal phosphate binding; transaminase activity. Bases 137 to 1414 code for a protein of 425 amino acids. The record is from RefSeq and is a predicted model, not a curated record. Gene Ontology annotation, biological process: arginine metabolic process. NCBI's taxonomy places the organism in Eukaryota, Ichthyosporea, Ichthyophonida.